GGCUAGAAGGCAUCCCCAGAGAAGACAGUGGAAGCUGAGGGCCCUGUGCAGGACUGAGCAGAUAUCAGCUUGUGAUGGAGCCCUCGCCUCUUGAGCUCCCGGCUGACGCAGUACAGCGCAUCGCAGCUGAACUUCGAUGCCACCCGACAGAUGAGAGAGUAGCUCUCCGCUUGGAUGAGGAAGAUAAGCUGAAGCAUUUUAGGGACUGUUUUUAUAUCCCCAAAAUGCGGGAUCUGCCUUCAAUUGAUCCAUCUUUAGUGAAUAAGGAUGAAAAUGCCAUCUAUUUAUUGGGAAAUUCUCUUGGCCUUCAACCAAAAAUGGUUAAAACAUACCUGGAAGAAGAGUUAGAUAAGUGGGCCAAAAUGGGAGCUUAUGGUCAUGAUUUCGGAAAACGUCCUUGGAUUACAGGGGAUGAGACUAUUGUAGGCCUUAUGAAGGACAUUGUGGGAGCCCACGAGAAAGAAAUAGUUCUAAUGAAUGCUUUGACUGUUAAUUUACAUCUCCUACUGUUAUCAUUCUUUAAACCCACACCAAAGCGGCACAAGAUUCUUCUAGAAGCCAAAGCCUUCCCUUCUGAUCAUUAUGCUAUUGAGUCACAGAUUCAACUGCAUGGACUUGAUGUCGAGAAAAGCAUGAGGAUGAUAAUGCCAAGAGAGGGGGAAGAGACCUUAAGGAUGGAGGACAUACUGCAAGUAAUUGAGGAGGAAGGAGACUCCAUUGCAGUGAUCCUGUUCAGUGGUGUGCAGUUCUACACUGGACAGCUUUUCAACAUGCCUGCCAUUACAAAAGCUGGACAAGCAAAGGGCUGUUUUGUUGGCUUCGAUCUAGCACAUGCAGUUGGAAAUGUUGAACUCCACUUACAUGACUGGGGUGUUGACUUUGCCUGCUGGUGUUCUUACAAGUAUUUAAAUUCAGGAGCUGGAGGUCUGGCUGGUGCCUUUGUCCAUGAGAAACAUGCUCAUACGAUCAAGCCUGCGUUAGUGGGAUGGUUUGGCCAUGAACGCAGUACAAGAUUUAAGAUGGAUAACAAGCUGCAGUUAAUCCCUGGGGCCAGUGGAUUCCGAAUUUCGAACCCUCCCAUUUUGUUGGUCUGUCCCUUGCAUGCUAGUUUAGAGCUCUUCCAGCAGGCAACUAUGACAGCCCUGAGGAGAAAAUCCAUUCUGCUGACAGGCUAUCUGGAAUACAUGCUCAAACAGUACCGCAGCAAAGGGAACACAGGAAACAAGGGGCCACUUGUGAACAUCAUCACCCCACCCAGAGCAGAGGAACGUGGCUGCCAGUUAACACUGACCUUUUCCAUUUCCAAGAAAGGCGUUUUUAAGGAACUGGAAAAAAGAGGAGUCGUUUGUGACAAACGAGAACCAGAUGGCAUCCGUGUGGCCCCUGUUCCUCUCUACAAUUCUUUCCACGAUGUUUAUAAGUUUGUCAGACUGCUCGCUGCCAUACUUAACUCUGCAAAAACUAUCCAUGUUAUCUAGAAUAACUCAAGCAAAUCUCACUUCACUACUCUUGAAUUGUAGUCAUUAAUAAUUAUCAGGAAAUUGGUUGUAUAGAACUGGUAAUAAUUAUAUAAACUUAAAAAAAACUUGACAAAUGCAUUAAUGACUGUGUUGCUGGGGAAUGUAGAGUCUCUAAGGCUCGGGAAUCAGUCAUUCCGUGGCUCCAACCUGUAGGCCACUGUCUUGAUCAGCUGUGUAUUCCCUGGUCACUGAAAGGUUUUCUGUUUAAUCUGUGAUUAAACUGACAACUUUAUAAUCUAUGUGGACGUCUUGUAUCAGCAUAGGAAAUGUCUCUUCAAUUCUGAUGUAAAAACAAGUUUUUCUUUUAAAACAUG
This is a messenger RNA of Microtus oregoni (creeping vole), 1834 nucleotides long. Its product is annotated as kynureninase. Gene Ontology annotation, cellular component: cytoplasm. The coding region runs from base 75 to 1478 and encodes 467 amino acids. The record is from RefSeq and is a predicted model, not a curated record. Gene Ontology annotation, biological process: NAD+ biosynthetic process. NCBI's taxonomy places the organism in Eukaryota, Metazoa, Chordata, Mammalia, Rodentia, Cricetidae. The transcript has 14 exons. Gene Ontology annotation, molecular function: pyridoxal phosphate binding; kynureninase activity.